CUCAAAUCUUUCAUUCAUCGACAUGGCAUCAACUCGAAAAAGCUUCAUCUUUAUCUUUACGGUCUUGAUUAACCUUGUGAUAUCACACGCAUUCACGGGUACAUAUGGAGUGAAUUAUGGGAGGAUAGCUGACAACAUUCCACAUCCGGAAAGCGUGGUGACUCUUAUGAAAGCAUCCAAGAUCAUGAACACGCGAAUCUUUGAUGCUGACCACGAGGUUCUCAAAGCAUUUAAGGGGUCCGGCAUCGAGAUAAUGAUUGGGCUCGGGAACGAAUUCUUAACAGACAUAAGCAUAAACGAAGAUCGAGCAAUGGAUUGGGUGAAAGAAAACGUCGAGCCUUUCGUACCCGGGACCCGCAUUGUCGGUAUCGCGGUCGGAAACGAAAUUUUAGGUGGCGGUAAUCAAGAACUUUGGGAGGUGUUACUUCCGGCCGUGAAAAAUGUCCAUAAUGCCCUUGUCCGGCUUAAUUUAGCAGACAAAGUGAAGGUCUCGAGCCCACACUCAGCUGCGGUUUUCCAAAUCUCAUACCCUCCAUCAGCAGGCGAGUUUAAGGAGUCCGUACUUCCCUACAUGAAACCGCUCCUAGAUUUUUUCUCACAAAUUAAGUCUCCGUUUUACAUAAACACCUACCCUUUUCUUGCAUACAUUAGUGACCCUGAACAUAUUGAUCUCAAUUAUGCCCUUUUUAAGAAGAAUCCCGGGGUUUACGAUCAGAAAACUAAACUGCAUUAUGAUAAUAUGUUCGAGGCUCAAAUUGAUGCAUCGUAUGCUGCAUUGGAGAAAGCCGGAUUUGAGAAGAUGGAGGUGAUAGUAUCAGAAACGGGUUGGGCUUCACAUGGUGACCCAAAUGAAGCAGCGGCUACAUUAGCAAAUGCAAGAACCUACAAUAUGAACUUGCGCAAAAGGCUGCUUAAAAAGAAGGGUACCCCUUACAGACCAAAAAUGGUGGUGAAGGCAUAUGUGUUCGCCAUGUUCAAUGAGAACCUAAAGCCUGGGCCAACUUCGGAGAGAAAUUUUGGCCUGUUUAAAGCAGAUGGGAGUGUUUCUUACAGUAUCGGGUUCACAGGACUCGUACCUUCAUCAGCGACAUCUGUCUUUUCCUUGAAAUUGAUGUAUGCCAUAUCUGCUGCGGCUCUGGUGCUGAUUGUAUCUUUGUGAAGAACUGAAACGUGUUCGGGUGUCUGAAGAGGGGAUUAAAUUGGACACCGUGAUGUGAAGUUUGUAGGACACAGGGAGAUAUUAUUUGGGAUUUAUAAAAUUGUUGUCAAUAUGCAGUCAUCC
Molecule: messenger RNA, 1282 nt
Organism: Lactuca virosa
Lineage: Eukaryota; Viridiplantae; Streptophyta; Magnoliopsida; Asterales; Asteraceae
Source: the annotation of a GenBank genome assembly